Molecule: messenger RNA, 2487 nt
Organism: Emericellopsis cladophorae
Lineage: Eukaryota; Fungi; Ascomycota; Sordariomycetes; Hypocreales; Bionectriaceae
Exons: 1
Coding region: 1-2487 (828 amino acids)
Source: RefSeq, a predicted model, not a curated record
AUGAGCACGCUCGCGCCCACCUCGAUCAUUCCGUCGCGCCUCCGCAAUCGGUCGCGCAGCCGUUCGGUGGCCGAACCAUUGCCCUCACCAUCGUCGACCGCCGACGUGCCAGCACAGCACAACAUCAUCCACUUCCCGCGCGUGUACGAGCAAGCAUGGGGCGGCUACCACGCCCAGUCCGCCGUCCCCGGUCUGAGCGACUCGCGGACCGACCUCGAGCGCGCCCAGAUCUUCCUCCUGCGCUUCACCCAGCUCUCGCCCGACCGCGCCCUCCAAGCCGCCCUCAUGGAGAUUGUCGUCGACCGGGACAGGUAUGUGACCGUCUACGCCCUCGCCGACGCCGUGCGGAUGCGUAUCUUUGGCGGACGUCAUCAGAGCUUCGAGGUCACGCCCCUGUUACAGGCCAUGCGCUUCAUGCUCAUCAAGGCGGGCAUCACAGACUGCGCCGACCCGAACACGCGUCCUGUCGUCGACUUUUUCUUCGACCCGACGAUGGCCAGAAACCAGGCCAUCCUCCCAACCGACGCUGUGACGCUGCCCUAUCCUGCUGCCCGGCUCAAGGUGUGCAUCGUCGGUGGUGGGCCUACCGCGCUGGCGUCCGCCAUCUCCCUCGCGGAAAAGGGCAAAGGACAGGUAGAGGUGCACAUGUACGAGCGUCGAUGGGUGAGCACGCAAGAGGGAGGACGGGUUGGAUACCCCCCAACGGCCAAGAGGCGAGACCAGGUAGUGACGCUACAGGAAUCCGUGACCGACCUCAUAACACCGCGCACGCGCACCGCGCUCUUCCAGAAUCGCCCAGAAAAGGUGUGGCCUGGCUCGGCCAACAUCCAGAUCCGCAAGGUCGAGGACCGUCUGCUCGCGCGCUGCCACGACGACGAGUUCCGCGGCCUCAUCCAUCUCUACGCCCAAGGUCUGACGCGCGAGACGCUGUACCAAGCAGACGACUUCCACGUCCUCCUCGGCGCGGACGGCGCUGCGUCCUGGGUGCGCAAAUCCUACUUUCACGGCUACGAGAACGAGCGAGGGAAAAGCUACGCUCUCGGUCUGGCGUUUGAUCGGCCCGCCGGUCUGCCCUGGUCCCAACCUCUCAACGUCUUCCUCACCCUCGGCCAGACGCGCUACCUGCUCAACGCAAGUGACCACGAUGGACGGGGCUACCUCAACAUGCAGCUCACAGAGGCCGAGUGGCACGAGAUGGUGUCCGUCGACGGCACGCCCGUCACCUUUGGUCGACCGGGCUGUCUCCCCGCCGAGGACGGCAGCCUUCCCGCUGGUUUCGAGCCGGGCCAGCUCUUUCGCCCGUCGACGGAUCGGCAGAGUCCCCUCUGGCAGUCCAUCGAGGACGGCCUCAAGCUGUUUGGCUUCAAGGAGAGCGAGGUCAUCAACGUCGUGCGCAUCCUCAUUGUCGUCCAGGCCGUGGGGGAAGGCGUGCAGUAUCUGCCCCACGGCGAGACACCCUCGUUACGGCGACCGCAUGCUCUCGUCGCGGUGGCGGGCGACGCUGCCAUGACGGUGCACUUUUGGCCCGGCCGUGGGCUGAACAGUGGCAUCAAGUCUGGCAUGGCACUCGGUGACGAGCUCGUCCACGCGCUAGACACGGGGCGUUUCGUGGGCUUGGGACUGGACUCGAUGAAGGAGUACAAUGACUUCAUCAUGAAGCUCCAGGGACGCGAGCACGACAAGCGCAGCAUCCCCAUCCUCAACCAGUCUGGCGCCCCCGAGACGCUGGGCUGGCUGCUCGACAAGGCCGGCGCCGUGCCCGACCAGGUGGCGGUCGAGUGGCUCGUCGGUGCCAUGGUGCAGAUUGCGAGUCGUCUCGAGACACGGCGCGACUGGCCGUUUGAGGUGGUCCCCAACAUUGCGCCGCAGAUCCGCAUCGUGCUGCGGCAGCUGCGGGCGCGGACGCUGCGAGAGAUGGCGGUGAGUUUCCCCUGGCCGACGAGGGAGAUGGGCGGGGCCGAGGUGUUGCCUUUGCGGUCGAUGAAGGUGGAAGAGAAGCAGAGGUGGAUGCAAGGGCUGUGGAAGAUGAUGACGAUGCGGGAUGAGGGGGGCGCCAAGGACAAGGAGAACGCGGCUAAACUGGCGGCGGCAGCGAGACUGGGGGAGGCACCGUCGACGUCAAGAUUUGAGGCGCCAAAGUCCAAUGGCGACAGCAAUAAACGCAACUCGUUGCAGGUUCCCGGUCAGGUGCCUGGUCAGGCUCCUGGUGGUGGUGGUGGUGGUGAUGGUGGUCUGGACAGGGGGUUGAAGAGGAGUGGCGCCAUGUCCAUCAGGUCGCCCGGCGGCGCGGGUGGUGUGGAAGGGAGAAGGGGUCGAGCGAGUUCGAUCACGUCCGAGGUGUCGGCCUUGAGUACUAGUAGAGAGCCCAGUCCGGCGUCGUCGGGCGAGAUUGGGCUGGUGCGGUUGAUGAGCACGAGGAAGCCUGGCAAGGCGGUGUUUGACGACGCAUUGUCGCUGGCGCUGUUUAGGCUGGAUGAGGACCGUUGA